This is a messenger RNA of Pochonia chlamydosporia 170, 1530 nucleotides long. RefSeq names its product MFS transporter. Gene Ontology annotation, molecular function: transmembrane transporter activity. Lineage: Eukaryota; Fungi; Ascomycota; Sordariomycetes; Hypocreales; Clavicipitaceae. Gene Ontology annotation, biological process: transmembrane transport. The transcript is spliced from 5 exons. The record is from RefSeq and is a predicted model, not a curated record. Gene Ontology annotation, cellular component: membrane. The coding region runs from base 1 to 1530 and encodes 509 amino acids.
AUGUCAGACCGCAAAGAUGUGCACACCAGUGCCGAGCCGCACCGCUGUCACUCUCAAAAUGAUGUAGAGAAGACGACGGCUAUGGACGCUCAUGUUGAGGACUCAAUGGUAUCUGGGUAUGUCGACCCGACGCUCCAGCUCGACUCGACAGAAAACGCGCGAUUGUUGAAAAAGAUUCACUGGCGACUCCUUCCAGUCAUGUGUAUCGCGUACAUAACUCAGUCGCUGGACAAGGGCACACUGGGUACUUCGUCCAUCAUGGGCUGGCAGAAAGAUGUUGGCGCCGUCGGCCAGGACUAUGCCCUGACUUCCACCUUUCUGUGGGCUGGUGUCAUUGUCGGCGAGCCGGUGGUGAACCAGCUGAAUCGACGACUUCCCGUGGCGAAAGUGCUUGGUGUAUCCAUGCUGAUGUGGACUGCGCUCGUUUUUGGUCUCGCGUUUACCAAAAACAUCCCCGGUGUAUGGGCUAUUCGCUUCCUGCUCGGUUUCUUCGAGUCAGCUUUCGCCCCUUGUCUCCUGGCCAUCACUGUUCAGUGGUACCGCAAGAAAGAGCAGGCCAUGGUCACCACCAUUUGGCAAGCAGCAUUUGGGGCUGCCCAGGGAUUCUCUUCUCUUAUGGGAUAUGCCUUCAUCAGAGUCGGGCGCAGUCAUGGCCUUCACGGCUGGCAGUGGCUUCAUAUUCUCGUGGGGCUACUCUCACUAAGUUCCAGCAUCAUCAUCUUGGUCUUCCUCCCAGACUCCCCCACCAAAGCCCGCUGGGCUACAGAGCAAGAAAAGAUCAAAUUUGUCGAAAGAGUCCGCGAGAAUGACCAGGGUAUUCAAGCCAAGCAUUGGAAAUCUGAUCAACUUAGAGAAGUUUUCCAUGACCCCCUCGCCUGGCUUCUCGUCGCCAUGAUUCUCGUCCAGACCAUGGUCAAUGGCGGCCUCUACACCUUCAACGCCCUGCUUAUCAAUCAGGCAUUCGGAUUCGACGCCGCAACAGCUCAGCUACUGGGCAUUCCUCUGGCUGUAUUCACAAUCUUCCUAUACCUCCUCAUUGGCUGGCUGGUCACCAAGACCGGUCAAACCAUCUACUGCAUCAUUUCCUACGUAAUCGUCAACAUGGUCGGCUCCAUCGUCCUUAUCACGGUAGCCCCCAAUAAUCAGACCCGUGGAGGCCUCCUCGUCUGCUACUACUUUAUGCAGUGUAUUCAGGCACUCAACCCUGCCAUGUACUCUCUGCUUUCACGCAACGUCGCAGGACAUACCAAGCGGUCCAUCGUAUAUGCUUUGUUCUUCGUCGCUUGGGCUGGAGGAAAUGCCAUUGGCCCUCAACUGUUCCAGGCCAAAUGGGCGCCGAGAUACUUCAACACUCUGUACAUCCAUAUUGGGCUCUAUGUAGCCUUGAUUCUUAUUCUGCUUGUCAUGCGGUUUUUGAUAGUCAGGAGAAACGCCGCGCGAGACGCAGCCCUCGUCGGCGAAAACAUACACGCGCACGCUUUCGGAGACAAGACGGAUCUCCAGAACGCCGAGUUUCGAUAUUCGUACUAG